Molecule: messenger RNA, 2653 nt
Organism: Metschnikowia bicuspidata var. bicuspidata NRRL YB-4993
Lineage: Eukaryota; Fungi; Ascomycota; Pichiomycetes; Serinales; Metschnikowiaceae
Gene: FLC1
Product: putative flavin adenine dinucleotide transporter
Exons: 1
Coding region: 294-2636 (780 amino acids)
Biological process (GO): transmembrane transport; fungal-type cell wall biogenesis
Source: RefSeq, a predicted model, not a curated record
CUCAAAAUUUUCUGUUGGACACUUGAAAUCUCGCUUGGGCCUCUCCUCCUGCUAACCGCACUUCUCUAGUCCCGGUGCCAAUUUCCGAUCUGGGUCAAACUUCAAGACAUUCAGAGUGCUCCUCUAUACGCUGCCUGGAUUAAGAAAGUUCACCUGGAUUUCUAGCUUAAGCACAGCGUGUCAUAAUUCAGUACUCCCAGCUACACUAGUGGCUUUUUUGUCGAGUACAUAGGUUCCCGAACAAUCAAAUCCCUCUCCAUCGACGAUACCAUAUACCCCCAAAGUGCCUUAAUAUGAACGCUGUCUUUUUCCUUUGGCUUGCGCUUCUCAUGCCAACCAUGGCCAAGCGGUCGCUUUCGGCCACCUCGUUAGUCACAUGCAUGGACAGCUCGCAGAUCUCACCAUCAUAUUUCGAUGUGACUUUCAACCCGGACGACCGAUCACUCAAGUACUCGCUUGACUUGGUCACCGAAAUCUCCGCCAACGUCACUGCGCAUGUGCAAAUAUAUGCCUAUGGAUUUGUGAUCAUUGACAAGUAUAUCGACAUGUGUGACUUGGACUGGAAACAGUUCUGCCCGAUCUACCCUGGAACCAUGCAGAUCGAGUCCAUCGAGUAUAUCUCUGAGCUGUACGUGCUGCAAAUCCCGGGAAUUGCAUACAGCGUGCCUGAUAUCGACGCCGUGGUGAAAGUACAGGUAUACGAUCGUCUGACCGGAGAGCUUUUGUCGUGUCUCCAGAGCUCGUUUUCCAACGGCAAAACAGUAUCGCAAACGGCCAUCAAAUGGGUCACGGCAUGUGUGGCCGGACUUGGCUUGUUGAUCGCUGCAGUGCUAUCCACAUUCGGAAACUCAAAUGCGGCGUCGCAUAUUUCCACCAACGCUGUGUCCUUAUUCUUGUACUUUCAAUCGGUAGUCGUGGUUUGUAUGCAAAGCGUGGACCGGGUGCCGCCCAUUGCCUCUGCAUGGUCCGAGAAUCUCGCCUGGUCCAUGGGCUUGAUACGGGUAGAGUUCAUGCAAAAGAUCUUCCGCUGGUACGUGCAGAGCACAGGCGGUACCCCCACCUUGUAUUUCAUCAGCAGCACCCAGCAAAUCUUGGUACAGAGGGCUCAGAUGUACUUGGAUAAUUUACACGAAUAUGCCAGCAACAAUUUCUCGAUUUCGCCGGGCAUCAAGCGGUCAUUGGAUUACACUUUGAGCUCGAAUGCCAACUUGGUGGUGCUCCGAGGAAUCGAGAGAAUCGGAUACAACUCGCACAUAGAGCCCACUUCCAUUGUCGUCACGGGCUUCACUUUUUUUGUGCUCAUGGGCUUUCUUUUGGCUGUGGUCAUUGUUUGCGUCAAGCUGGCCGUCGUUCUCUUGAUCAGAUUCAAGAAAAUCAAUCCCAAUAGAUUAUCACAUUUCAGAAAGUCUUUUGUUAUCAUUUUAAAGGGCGCCUUGCUAAGAUAUGUCUACAUCGGGUUCACGCAGCUUGUGAUUCUCUCCUUGUGGGAAUUCACUGUACAAGACUCGCCUGCUGUGAUAGUAUUAGCAUGCCUCACGCUUCUUUUAGCGCUAGGCAUCAUUGCAUAUGCGUUGUGGAAUACGCAUAAGUUUGGAUCUCGCUCGGCUCGCGACUACAAGAACCCAGCUGCCAUUCUCUACGGGGAUCCUGUUGUCUUACACAAGUUUGGUUUCUGCUAUACGAUGUUCCAUGCGCAGAAAUAUUGGUUUGGCAUGGCGUUGGUUUCAUAUGCCUUGUUGAAGGGCAUUUUUAUUGGUCUAUGCCAAUCGUCUGGUAAAGUGUCCUCAAUCGUCAUUUUCAUUAUCGACUUGGUGUACAUGAUUUUCUUGUUCACCCAAAGGCCUUACAUGAACAAAUCAACCAAUAUCUUGAACUACUGCAUGGCAAUAGUCAUCACUGUCAACUCCUUCUUGUUCGUAUUUUUCUCCGAUCUUUUUGGGCAGCCGGCGCAAGUGUCCUCGAUUAUGGGGUGGGUGUUUUUCAUUUUGAACGCAGCUUUUGCUUUGGUAUUGUUGAUCAUGAUCAUCGUCUUGAGUCUUUUAGCUAUACUAUCGAAGAAUCCCGAUGCUCGCUUCGCCCCGGCCAAGGAUGAUAGAACAUCCUUUCAAAGAAUGUCUUCUACCAAGCACAGAAGAAUCGAGAAAGAUAUGAGUGUGGAGGCACGCGCCAACAAUGAGUUGUUUGCAUUGGGUGCUGCGGCAAAGGAUCACCUGACUGAUUGGGAAGACCAAAUAUACAAACUUCAUGAGAUUCAGAAAGGAUCCAAGUCAGAGUCCAUCAGUGAAAUAAAUAACUCGACAAGCACGUCUGAAAACGACGAUACACCGCAAGGAAUCACUAAUGAAUUUGACGAGAGACAAGCCGCACCGACCCAGGAUAAGUCUUUUGGGGAGAAGCUCAAGGAGAAAUUGAAGUUCACAUCUCCGGCCAAACCUGACGAAGCAAAAGGAGACUACCUGCUUUUGAAGCGCGAAAAUAACACGCGUAUGAGCGACACAAUGACAGCAGGGAGCUCAUUGCCAGAGUCUCCCGUCAAGAGGCCACUAAAGCACAGUCGAAACGAUUCUACGCAAAGUGCGUUCUCCACGUCAAACUUUCCGUCACCUGAGCCCAUGAACACCAAAGCAUUUUUGUAAUCUUGCUUGCUAGAGGU